UACUUCAUCACCUAAAAACGAUUUUUUUAUAGAUUCCUUGCCACUGGUGACACCUUCUAUACCAUUGGGCAUAGCUUUCGAGUUGGCUUUACAACAAUGAGUGCAAUCGUAACCGAAGUCUGUGAAGCGAUAUGCAGACAUAUGGAGCAUACAUAUUUACCAGAACCAACAGAGAAUAUAUGGAAAAAAUGUGCUAAAGAAUUUGAAAAUAGAUGGGGAUUUCCCAAUUGCAUUGGCAGCGUAGACGGUAAACAUGUAACAAUCAAAAGACCUAACAACAGUGGCUCCAAUUACUGGUGCUAUUUACAUAAAUAUUCAAUAGUACUUAUGGCCAAAAUUUAAUGAGUGUCCCUGCACCUAGAUUUCAGCAUUUGCUUUAAAACCAUACCUUAUGAGACCAUUUCCUUAUAAGCAGACUUUAACAGAC
Messenger RNA from Acanthoscelides obtectus, 427 nucleotides. Lineage: Eukaryota; Metazoa; Arthropoda; Insecta; Coleoptera; Chrysomelidae. The record is from the annotation of a GenBank genome assembly.